Blepharisma stoltei is the source of this 806-nucleotide messenger RNA. The record is from the annotation of a GenBank genome assembly. Lineage: Eukaryota; Ciliophora; Heterotrichea; Heterotrichida; Blepharismidae.
AUGGGAUUUUUUCUUUUUGCAUUCGCUGAAGAGGACUUUUACAAGAUAUUUAAAAAAAAUUAAAUGACUAUGCUUGCCAAAAGCGGAUAAACCCACUAGACGUCGCCAAUCUUUUUUUCCAAAAUGUAGUCUUUUUGGAUUUUCUAUAUGAACCACCUACUCAAGGAAUCAACUCCCUACGGCAGAGCCGCCUGGAGAGUGCCCCGAUGGUCCGAAGAGAAAGACCAUGUAGUAGGCAAAGCCUGUCUAGCCCAUCUGGCAGGCAUAAGGAAACCUUCGGAUAGAAGCAGGUCUUUCCUCUUCUCUUGGCAUCCCCAAAAUUGAAGGUACUUUAAAAAGGAUAAAGGCUCUGUUUUCAGCUUCACAAAAAUGAGUCCUAUCUGCUCCAUAGGGAGUGCGCCCAGAGUUUAAUUUCCUCCAGCGUCAAUAUUUAUUUAUUCAAGAUAUUAGGAAUCAAUAGAAAUGCUGAUGAGAAAACUAUUAAAAGAGCAUAUAAAAAUCUUUGUCAAAAAUAUCCCUUCCCAGAUGAAAAUAGCGAAAAUAAAGUAGAAAUCGACCAAAUGUUUAAGAGAAUUAAAAAUGCAUAUGAAGUACUGAUUGAUCCAGAAAAGAGAAAAAACUAUAAUGUUUAUGGAGAUGAGUGAAAUGAAAGUUUCGGUAAUUUGGCUCAAAGGCUUACUAAUAAAUUUUUUACAAUAUUUUACAAUUGAUGGGAUGAUAAUUUUAAUUUUAUUUCCAAGUUUAGAGCAGAACCGACAAAUGAUCAUAAAAAUUCUCACUCAAAAGCAAGUUUAAUCGUAUAUUAA